Oryctolagus cuniculus (rabbit) is the source of this 725-nucleotide messenger RNA. RefSeq names its product cytochrome c oxidase subunit 7B2 (gene COX7B2). The record is from RefSeq and is a predicted model, not a curated record. Gene Ontology annotation, biological process: mitochondrial electron transport, cytochrome c to oxygen. NCBI's taxonomy places the organism in Eukaryota, Metazoa, Chordata, Mammalia, Lagomorpha, Leporidae. Gene Ontology annotation, cellular component: mitochondrion; respiratory chain complex IV.
UCCUUUCCUCUUGGGCGGAAGCUGCGCACAGGAAGUGUUCCUUGUACUCUGUUCCUCCAGGCUGUAACGUUGGCCAGUACAGCGUUUGCCUCCGCGCCAUCUUGUCUCGUCUGGCGUUCCGGAAGCUGCUGGAAGCUGAAUCUUCAACUUCCUGAGGAGAACAUCUGGACAUAAAGAGCUCCUACCAGACAAACUGUAGAGGACUGCUUUUCAUUGAAUCCAUAUGGAGACUGGGCUUCAUGGAUCAGAACAUUCAUAUCUCUCCCAACACUGGGGAAGUUUUCAUUACCCAGUGGCAGUUACUGAGAGGUCUCUUUGCAACAAAAUAGAGUAGCUGCAAUCAACUGCAAUCCCGUCACAACUUCAUGAUGUUUCUUUUGGCCAAAAAUGCACUAAGUAGUCUCAAGAUUCGAAACAUUCAGCAAAUUAUGGCAAGACAGAGCCAUGUGAAACGCUCACUGGAUUUUCACGACAAGUAUGGUGAUGCUGUGCUAGCCAGUGGAACUACUUUCUGUAUUGUUGCAUGGGUGUUUUUAACCACACAGAUGGGAAUAGAAUGGAACCCAUCUCCUGUAGGCAGAGUUACACCCAUUGAGUGGAAUGAUGAGUAACCAUCUCAGUUACUAUAAUAACAGAAUUCUUUCAAAACCAAUUUGUCAUGUAAGCACUCUGUUGCUCAUUAAAAUAGAGAAUAAUUGAAGAAAUAAAAUACUUUCAAAAUCUUA